Molecule: messenger RNA, 2157 nt
Organism: Tuber aestivum (summer truffle)
Lineage: Eukaryota; Fungi; Ascomycota; Pezizomycetes; Pezizales; Tuberaceae
Source: the annotation of a GenBank genome assembly
AGGGAUCGCCCCUCAGGAAAGAAUCUUUUGUCCCUUCAACCUCUAAAACUAUUCUCGCUUCGUUCCCCCUUUCACCAGAUCACUGGGUUUGACUUUCCCGUAUAAACAAACACACCGCUUUGUGCUGGCUUCCGUCGGUUUGUUGGGUUUCCAGGCCUUGCUGCGCCAUUUCGGACGUCCACAUAUCCGUUCGACCGGAAACCUAUUCUUGUUUGCUUAAGCUUUCGUGCCCCCUCUGAUACAAGCCUCUUUUUUCCUCUCCAUCCCCACAGACCAACGGUCCCUAGCAAACCCGGCACGAAAACUGUGAAGUCCCGCUGAAAAGGACAACAUCCCACCUCCUAGCAUCAAAAAAAAAAUCCUGCCUCCCACCUGCCACCUGUCUGCAACAUUUGUUCCAUCUGCUCUUCUGACUUCAGCACCUCUACCGGUAAUUGAGAGCCUCGUACAACUGAAAUGGCUCAAAGUCGAUCGAUGGAGGUCGGUUCUUGUUCAAGAAACUUUAUUGCUCCCCAUGUGCAUAUACUGAGAAACAGCAUUUCAGGCCCGCGUUGGGAGAGUCAAACAACGUAUGUAGCAUUUUCAACGUAUAUUUUUCUCGUCAAUUGCGUUCAACCUCUCCGCUUGUCUCCUUGUUACCGUAUCAUAAUAAGGUGGUUUCCCGGCUCACAAUAUUCACUGUUGUUAGGAUACGCAUCUGAUGGAUCCCGCCUUGUUGCCGGAGUCGUGGCAAUAUCCAUCGAUAGACGAAAGGUUCUCGUUGUCGAAUCAACAAACCGUGACAAUCACUGGGUCCUGCCUAAGGGCGGCUAUGAAACUGAUGAGCCAACUCCGGAGGACGCCGCCAGUCGUAAGUGAAUCCCAACUCAUCCCUACUUUUCUUUUUCCUUCCCUUGCACGAUUGCUCCCUCUGAGAGGUCCAAUCACAUUUGCUCUCUUUCCCCACAAUUGCGCUUCACAAGCGAGCCAUUACCGCCCAACUCACUCGAUUCCUUUGUUUCAAUAUUCUCUUGUCAGUUUCUCGGGAAAUUGGCUGAUACCUAUUUUUAUAAUUCAUGAUAGGCGAGGCAUGGGAAGAAGCAGGAAUAACCGGUAAAAUAACCCGGAAUCUUGGAGAAAUUCGAGACCCAAGACCACAGGACGUCCUUGAUGCGGCAAAGUCGAACAACAAUAUCAUCCCUUGCACUACAUACUAUUUCUUCGAGUUUAAGGUAGAGAAGGAGGAAACUCUCUGGCCUGAAAUGCACAAGCGAAGACGAAGAUGGAUGACUUACGAGGAAGCUACUCGGUGCUUCAAAGAGAUGGACAGACCAGAGCUGUUAGAGGCAAUCGAGAGAAGUAGUAUUCUUCGGUAGUUGAGGUCUCGUCCCAGCCAUCUUCGGUUCCCCGAGAUCUCUAUGCAUGCUUACGAAGUGCGAUGGAACCAAUUGGUCAGUCUGCACUUAAGGGGGUUGGGAUAAGAGGGUGGCACGGUAGUUCCUCUGACAUUACUGGGAGACCUUUAUCUCUCCAUUUUUUUUUUCUCCUCUUUAUUUCUCAGCACAGUUUGUGGGGCCAUUUUUUUCCUUUUCUGUCCUUUCCUGUCCUUUCAUAUAUUACUCACUUCUUUCCGUCGUUUUCCCUCCAUUCACUACCCAGACAGCGGAAUUCCAGAUGUCCGUAAUAGGGUCAUGAUAUAGAUGGGCAGUGGUGUGUAACUUAAAAGCUCAGCGUGUUCUCUUUACUUUUCCUCAUUUGCUUUCCCACCAUCAAACUAGUCUACCAUCUGCCCCCUGUCCCACUCCUCUAUUCAUCCCUUCAGAGCGUUUAAUGGAGGAGCUAGAUGCUUGGACCAAGGGGCACCUUAAUCCUAUAAACCACAAAAAAUGUAGAUGAUUUCUUUCUUUUUCCACUUUUAAUGAGGAUAGAUAGAACACGGGUUAACCAAUUCAACCAGACGGAAAGCAGAGAACUGACAGCCAGGGCGAACAACGACCACCCCAGCAGCCAGAGUUUUCAUCAAAUUCAUAGCCCCUGCUUUACAGUCCAACUGCGCCAUGACCCCGUCUCCGCUACUCUCAGCACCGGGAUAUCCCGCCGGAAUAUACGAGUGAUAAUGUGUGAUCUUGUCAUUGUCACCAAAUAACCGCAUUGGCCACAACAACCCCAACGGGCCCC